Messenger RNA from Pangasianodon hypophthalmus (striped catfish), 3263 nucleotides. RefSeq names its product integrator complex subunit 7 (gene ints7). NCBI's taxonomy places the organism in Eukaryota, Metazoa, Chordata, Actinopteri, Siluriformes, Pangasiidae. The transcript has 20 exons. The coding region runs from base 128 to 3004 and encodes 958 amino acids. The record is from RefSeq and is a predicted model, not a curated record. Gene Ontology annotation, cellular component: integrator complex. Gene Ontology annotation, biological process: snRNA 3'-end processing.
GGACGCCAUAUUAUUUCGGAAUACCGGUGUGAAUAUAACACUAAGCUGUAUUUAUGCAGCUAGUUUAAAAUAAAGUUACUAAGUGCCAUUCUCAAAAAGGAAGAAAUAAUCCAUUCUUGUGAAGAAAAUGUCUCUUUCAACUGCGCGCUCUUUCUUGUCGGAGGCCGGUUAUGGGGAACAGGAGUUAGAUGCUAAUUCGGCUCUCAUGGAGCUGGACAAAGGCUUGAGAUCGUGCAAUCUGGGGGAACAGUGUGAAGCUGUGGUCCUCUUUCCCAAGCUCUUCCAGAAAUAUCCCUUCCCCAUCCUCAUCAACUCAGCCUUCCUGAAACUGGCCGAUAUUUUCAGACUUGGGAACAACUUCCUCCGGAUGUGUGUGCUGAAAGUGACCCAGCAGAGUGAGAAGCACCUGGAGAAGAUCCUGAACGUGGACGAGUUUGUUAAACGAGUCUUUUCUGUCAUCCACAGUAAUGAUCCCGUAGCCAGAGCCAUCACACUCAGAAUGCUGGGCAGCCUGGCGUCCAUUAUCCCGGAAAGGAAAAACGCCCAUCACAGCAUUCGCCAGAGCUUGGACUCCCAUGACAACAUGGAAGUGGAGGCCGCCAUCUUUGCAGCAGCCAGUUUCUCAUCCCACUCGAAAGACUUUGCAGCGGGGAUUUGCAACAAGAUCAGUGAGAUGAUUCAAGGCCUGGCCACUCCAGUAGACCUGAAGUUAAAGCUGAUCCCCAUGCUCCAGUACAUGCACCACGAUGCUGCUUUGGCCUCCCGGAGCAGGGAGCUGCUGCAGAAGCUCGUAUCCUCGUACCCCUCCACGCCCAUGGUGAUCGUCACACUGCACACCUUCACGCAGCUUUCCCUCUCAGCUCUCAUCCACAUCCCCAAACAGAUUGAUUUGCUUCUGCAGUAUCUGAAGGAAGACCCGAGAAAAGCAGUGAAAAAACUCGCCAUUCAGGACCUGAAACUCCUGGCUAAGAAAACUCCUCACAUGUGGAGCAGAAAGAACAUACAGCUGUUGUGUGAGAGUGCCCUCAGCACCCCUUAUGAUGGUCUAAAACUCGGCAUGGCCUCUGUCCUCUCUACACUCUCUGGAACCGUUGCCAUCAAGCAGUACUUCAGCCCUACCACAGGUGAAUCCCCACCAUCUCCUCACCUGACUGAUAUUGUCAAGCUGGCGCAGGAGUGCUGUUACCAUAGCAACCUGGCCGUGGCGGCUCACGGCAUAACUGUGCUAGCUAACAUUGCCAUUUCCUGCCCUGAGAAAGAUGUUGUACAGUUGGAGCAGGACACGGUGAUGGGGAUGGAGUCUUUACUGUUGCUGUGCAGUCAGGACGACAGUGCGUCCGCUCAGACCACGCUGAAAACGGUGCUGGUGUGUCUGGUGAGGAUGUUGAGGGCGCGUCCUCUCCUCAGUCAGAUGUGUGUAGAGCUCCUCUUGGCACAGCUGCAUCACUCCUGUGACUCGGCGUGCACUGCUAUCUGCCAUGCUCUGGCCGCCAUCGUUACUCAGCUGCCAGUGCUGGGGGAGAGCAUGCUGGGAAAUCUUUUGGAGCUGUACAGCAGUGCCACUCACAGGAGCUCUGAUAAACAGCAGGAAAUUUUGGUGUGUUUGGCUACAGUGGUGUUUGUGGCAAGUCAGUCGUCUCUGAGUGCUGAGGUAAAAGCCGUGAUUCGACCGCAGCUGGAAGCCUCGGCUAAUGGCUGGACCGUCUACCGCAUUGCACGUCAGGCCUCGCGCAUGGGCUGCCACGAGUUCUCCAGCGAGCUGUACCAAAGUCUGCGCACACGCGUUGCCUCUGAGCACUUCUACUUCUGGCUGAACGCACUGAUGGAGUUCUCGCAGGCUGAGCACUGCCUGACCGGCCUGACUGACGGAGACUACAGCGGAGCCAUCACUGCCAUCACCGAUGCCCUCAAAUCCUACCAGAAAGGCUUCACUUCCCUCACGGCUGCAAGCACCCCCCUGAGUCCCCUGGUGUUCCAGUGUGAGUUUGUGAAGCUGCGAAUUGACACGCUGCAGGCUCUGGCCCAGCUUAUCUGCACCUGUAACAGCCUAAAGACGAGUCCUCCACCUGCCAUUGCUGCCAGCAUGGCCCUGUCCUCCGGGAAUGAACUGCAGCGCUGCGGACGCAUCUCCCAGCAGAUGAAGCUCUCCAUGGAUGAAUUCCGGAGUCUUGCCAGUCGCUACUCUGAUUUGUACCAGUCCUCUUUUGAUGCUGAUUCAGCUACACUCCGAAAUGUCGAACUGCAACAGCAGAGCUGCCUGCUUAUCUCCUAUGUGAUUGAGGCUUUAAUACUCGACCCUCACACUGCCAGUUUGCAGGAUUUUGGCCCGCUGAGUUCAGUUCAGGCAGAGAGCAAGUAUGAGCGCAGGAUGCAGUCUGUGUUCAACCUCGUUCUGGAGGAAGUGGAGUCACUGAGCAGGAAGCACCCUCCUGUUUCUUACCUGCACACUGGCUGUCUGUGUGACGCUGUUAUUGCUCUGCUUAAAGUGCCACUGUCCUUCCAGAGGUAUUUCUUCCAAAAACUGCAGUCAACCAGUAUCAAACUGGCUCUGUCUCCAUCUCCUCGCACACCCAAUGAGCCAAUCCCGGUGCAGAACACACAGCAGCUCACGCUAAAGGUUGAGGGAGUCAUUCAGCACGGCUCCACUCCCGGCCUUUUCCGCAAAAUCCUCUCGGUCUGCCUGAACGCCAGCUCCACGCUGCAGUCCAAACCUACUCCUGACUUCAAGAUUCCUCUCGAGUCCAAGGCCAAUGAGAUCGAGCAGCAGGUGGAGCCUCAUAACGACUACUUCAGCACUCAGUUCCUGCUGAACUUCUCUGUGCCGGGGACCCACAGUGUGACGGUGGAGGCGUGUGUGGUGGAUGAGAGCGGGGUACAGUGGAAAACCGGGCCCAAGAGUACAGUGAGCGUUAAAUCCAUGGAGGAUCCGUUCUCACAACAGCUCCGCCAUCAGCAGGCUGGAGCUCAGGCAGCUCAGCGCAACGUCACCGCCCGCUUCCAGUAACAUUUCAGCCUUGUGUUUCAGACGCCUGCAUUUGUAGUUCAUCCCUCUACCAGAUGUCCAUCCAGUGACACUUGCAUACUUGGUCCAGUGUUCAGACUAGCAAGUCUCACACUCAGGUUAUGCUGUUAUAGGAAAAUAAACAACGAUACCAUGAUCACUUUGAAGUGAUAAUAUAUUACAACUAGCGCAUUACUAGAAACUUGUGAUUUGGCUUUUCUAUAUUUGUUAUAGAAAAAUAAAGCAACAUCCUUCUUACCAA